Penicillium canescens is the source of this 816-nucleotide messenger RNA. RefSeq names its product nucleotide diphosphatase. The record is from RefSeq and is a predicted model, not a curated record. The transcript has a single exon. Bases 1 to 816 code for a protein of 271 amino acids. Lineage: Eukaryota; Fungi; Ascomycota; Eurotiomycetes; Eurotiales; Aspergillaceae. Gene Ontology annotation, molecular function: nucleoside triphosphate diphosphatase activity.
AUGACCGACUCAAAAGAAGCCCUGCUCUCCAACAUGGACGACCUAACCCAAGACCCACCCCCAGCCUACCACCAACCCAAACAAACCCGCCUUCCACGCCCACCACCGCUAGGCCUCCCCGUCCUAAACAGCCUCCGCAACCGCCGCGUAAUCCUAGCCUCUCAAUCCCCGCGCCGGCGCCAAAUCCUCUCCUUCCUAGGCCUUCCAAACCUAGAAAUCAUCCCCUCAAAUGCAGACGAAGACCUACCCAAAAGCCUCGGGCCCUUUGAAUACGUACUAGCAACAGCAACAAAGAAGGCCCAAGCAGUCUACGCCCAAGAAAUCAACAACGAAACCGCCGGCGAACCAGCCCUAAUCAUCGCCGCUGACACAAUAGUCGUCGAUCCGUCAACCGGGUCAAUCCUCGAAAAACCCCGCUCAGAAGCUCACCACAUGACAAUGCUCCGUUCCCUCCGCGACGUGCGCGAUCAUAAGGUCUUCACUGCGCUAGUCGCCAUGGCGCCGCUCGCUUCAGCCCGGGACCCUGGGUAUGCGCUCGAGAGUACGGUUGAGGAGACGGCUGUGCGGUUUGAUGGGGAUGUCACUGAUGAAUUGAUUAUGGCUUAUGUGCGCACCCGUGAGGGCGCGGAUAAGGCGGGGGGUUAUGGCUUGCAGGGGCUCGGGAGUAUUCUUGUUGAGAAGGUUGAUGGGAGUUAUGAUAAUGUUAUUGGGAUGCCGCUUAAGGCUACGCUUAAGCUUAUCGAGACUGUUAUGGCUAAGGCGGAUGAUGAGGAGGGGUUGCCUGAGGAUGGGGAGGAGAGUGAUGAGUUGGAGUGA